Molecule: messenger RNA, 2184 nt
Organism: Myotis daubentonii (Daubenton's bat)
Lineage: Eukaryota; Metazoa; Chordata; Mammalia; Chiroptera; Vespertilionidae
Gene: NCOA5
Product: nuclear receptor coactivator 5
Biological process (GO): regulation of signal transduction
Cellular component (GO): nucleoplasm
Source: RefSeq, a predicted model, not a curated record
CCAACCGCCAUUGCCUCGUGCCCGCGCCGGUCGGUUGGUGGCGCCUUUGUCCUACGGCGGGCAGGUGGGCUGAGGCGGAGGCUGCGGUGGCGGCGGGCCUGAGGCGAAGGAGCAUCGGGGAGUCCGCCGUGCUGGUAGCGAUAUUAAUAAGGCAGCGGAAAGAAGAAAUAUGAAUACGGCUCCAUCAAGACCCAGCCCCACACGAAGAGAUCCAUAUGGCUUUGGAGACAGUCGAGAUUCAAGACGUGAUCGAUCCCCAAUUCGAGGAAGUCCAAGGAGAGAGCCCAGGGAUGGAAGAAAUGGUCGUGAUACCCGGGAUAGCAGAGACAUGCGAGACCCCCGAGACUUGCGGGACCACAGAGAUAGAGACGUUCGGGAUCACAGAGACAGCAGAAGUAUGCGUGAUGCUCGGGACAUGAGGGAUCUUAGAGACUUCCGUGAUCUAAGAGACUCUAGGGAUUUUCGAGAUCACCGAGAUCCCAUGUAUGACAGAUACAGAGAUAUGAGAGACUCCCGAGAUCCCAUGUACAGGUACAGGAGAGAGAGCUCUUAUGACCGAUACCUGCGAAUGGAUGACUAUGGCAGGAGAAAGGAUGACUCUUACUUUGACCGUUACAGGGAUAGCUUUGAUGGAAGAGGCCCUCCAGGCCCAGAAAGUCAGUCUCGGGCAAAAGAGCGUUUGAAACGGGAAGAACGGCGUAGAGAAGAGCUUUAUCGUCAAUAUUUUGAAGAAAUCCAGAGACGCUUUGAUGCUGAGAGGCCUGUUGAUUGUUCUGUGAUUGUGGUCAACAAGCAGACUAAAGAUUAUGCUGAAUCUGUGGGGCGGAAGGUGCGAGACCUAGGCAUGGUAGUGGACUUGAUCUUCCUCAACACAGAGGUUUCGCUGUCACAAGCCCUGGAGGAUGUUAGCAGGGGAGGGUCUCCUUUUGCUAUUGUCAUCACCCAGCAACACCAGAUUCACCGCUCCUGUACGGUCAACAUCAUGUUUGGAACCCCACAAGAGCACCGCAACAUGCCCCAGGCAGACGCCAUGGUGCUGGUGGCCAGAAAUUAUGAGCGCUACAAGAAUGAGUGCCGGGAAAAGGAACGCGAGGAGAUUGCCAGACAGGCAGCCAAGAUGGCCAAUGAAGCCAUUCUACAGGAAAGAGAGCGAGGAGGCCCCGAUGAAGGAGUACGCGGGGGCCAUCCUCCAGCCAUCCAAAGCCUCAUCAACCUGCUGGCAGACAACAGGUACCUCACUGCCGAAGAGACUGACAAGAUCAUCAACUACCUGCGAGAGAGGAAGGAGCGGCUGAUGAGGAGCAGCACCGACUCUCUGCCUGGCCCGAUUUCCCGCCAACCACUCGGGGCGACCUCGGGUGCCUCGCUGAAGACACAGCCAAGCUCCCAACCGCUCCAGAGCAGCCAAGUGCUCCCCUCUGCUACACCCACUCCAGCUGCGCCCCCCACCUCCCAGCAAGAGCUUCAGGCCAAAAUCCUCAGCCUCUUCAAUAGUGGCACGGUUGUGGCCAAUAGCUCUGCAUCUCCCUCAGUCGCUGCCGGAAACACCCAGAACCAGAAUUUUUCCACAGCCGUAAACAGCCAGCCUCAGCAAAGAUCACAGGCCUCUGGUAAUCAGCCUCCAAACAUUUUGGGACAGGCAGGAUCUGCUCAGAACAUGGGCCCCAGGCCUGGGGCUCCUUCCCAGGGCCUCUUUGUCCAGCCUUCCAAUCGCCUGGCACCUGCCAGCAACAUAGCUAGCCAGAGGCCGGUACCUUCCACAGGUAUCAACUUUGACAAUCCAAGUGUACAGAAGGCUCUGGACACCCUGAUCCAGAGUGGCACUGCUCUCUCGCACCUGGUUAGCCAAACCACAGCACAGGUGGGACGGCCCCAGGCGCCCAUGGGAUCUUACCAGAGGCAUUACUGAGGCUCAAUCUCAACUAUUCCCAGCUCCCUCGUCCCCGGCCGCCUCCCAUCUAUUGUGUUCUAAGUAGUUCUUUGGAGGAUGUUCUGUGAGCCUAUCCAGGUCACAUCAAAUGUCAUAAGUUUCUACCAUCUGCUCUCUCUUCUGCCCAAGGCUGUGUUGCUUAUUCCUUCCAGAGUCAGAGUUUGUACUGCAUUUGGGGUUGUGUAUUUUUUGUUGUUGUUGUUUUUGUUUUUUUGUAGAAAAUAAAUCUUUCUGGGGUCACUUGGGUGGCAGUA